Messenger RNA from Pieris brassicae (large cabbage white), 678 nucleotides. RefSeq names its product NADH dehydrogenase [ubiquinone] 1 beta subcomplex subunit 6-like (gene ND-B17). The coding region runs from base 32 to 523 and encodes 163 amino acids. Lineage: Eukaryota; Metazoa; Arthropoda; Insecta; Lepidoptera; Pieridae. The record is from RefSeq and is a predicted model, not a curated record. The transcript has 3 exons. Gene Ontology annotation, biological process: mitochondrial electron transport, NADH to ubiquinone.
AUUGAAUUUUAGGCGUUUUAUACUCUUAAUUAUGGCUCAAACUGCCGGUGUCAAGCCUAUGACCAUUGCUGGUCGGGUGGCAUCAGAAAGGGAAAGAUGUAUUGGAAUGACUGACGCUGAACGACAGUGGCGGAAACAAUGGUUAAAGGAUCAAGUAUUGGCUCCAAAUGAACCUGUGCAUGUUGAAGAAUACUGGAAAGAACGUACCAAUCCUAUACGUCGUUUGUAUCGCAAACCUUUAGAUGCUCUUUUUGAAAAACUAUCACCUGUUUUGGGAGUAAAUCGCGCGGCAGAUUAUAGAUAUAUCACAGGAAAACUUGGCUUUAUUGCUGUUGGUGUGUUAGCAGCACAUUACUAUUUUAAAUAUGGAGGAAAUGACUGGACUAAAAAGGGAGGCUGGAGAGUGGUGACAUCAAAGCCAAUUGUUUUGCCUGGUCAGCCUAGAUUCCCUUUUAAAUCUGAACGAGUUAGUGAUGCCGAUUAUGCUGACAGAGGUUUCAAAGAUUCUGUACUUAUUAAGUGAGCUACUUGAUUAGAUUACUUUUUUUUUAAUAUGUAUUUAUUAGAAAAAAUCAUGUAAGGAAAACAUUGUUAGAUAUUUUAUGUGAAUAAAAAAUAAUCAAUAUUUUAUGCAAAGUGUAUUCCUUCUGAAUUAAAAGCAUGUAGUAGCUUCAUAAA